AUGGCGGAUAGUGGAAGUAAAAUAGGAGAGGAUGAUGAAGUUCCUGGUCGUGUUAAGGACAAUAUGUGUCAACCAUGUUUAGAUAAGGAUAAGCAAACUGUAGCUGACAAGUUUUGUUCAACUUGUAAUGAAUUUCAAUGUAAUGAUUGUUCAAAUGUACACAACGUUCUCGCCAUCUUGAAAAAUCAUAAAUUGGUUAGCGCUAAAGAAGCUAAUGCUGCAAGUAUUUCGUUUGAAAUGAAGGCAUUAGAUUUAUGUGAUGAACAUCAACGUUCUUUUGAAUUCUUCUGUGAGGAUGAAAAGAAGCUUUGCUGCAGUUCUUGCGCUAUUGUUAAUCACCGAAAGUGUCAUAGCGUUGUAGAAAUUAAGAAGAUCGCUGGGAAAAUAACCUCACCAAGUUCUACAUUAGGCGAGAAAUUGAAGGAAGCUAAGGAAGCUGCUGAGGGUGUUGCGAGACAGAUUCGCUCUUCAACAGAUCAACUUGCUGAAGAUGUCAAAGAAAUACAUGUAAAGAUUAGACAAAUGCGAGAUGAAGUAAUGAGAAUGUUUGAUGAUUUAGAAGAUUCCGUUAACAAAAGAGCUGAAACUCUGCAGAAACAGACAUUAGAAAAACUGACAAAGAAGCAAGCACAAAACGAGAAACAUUUGGCCGAUGUAAAAUCGUUUUUAGAAACUAUUGAAAGCAUUUUCAAAAAUGGAACUCCAGUACAGAAAUAUAUAGCAGAACAGAAAAUGGAGAGUAAAGUCAAUGCUAUCUGCAGAAACAUCAAGGAGGAAUGUCAGAAAUUAGAAAAGGUGAAUAUUUCUUUUCAUUUUGACGAAACUUUAAAACUGCCACCAUUACCAGUUACUGAAUAUGUUCCAGGACAGUUACUUUUAAAGUCCAAUCGCCAGGAAGAUGUUAAUUCUGUUAACAUGACGAUGACAUUAAAGCCAGUUUCUUUCAUUGGUUUAAAGCAGACUGGAGAUGAUGAUGGGAAGCCGUUAUAUUCAGGUAUAGAUUUCCUACCUGAUGGUAGACUUGUGACUGUUGAUCAUAGAAACAAGAAAUGUUUAGUGUACAAUGAGAAGCUUGAGAAAGUAGAAUCAUAUCAGCUAUUUUACACCCCAUUUUCUGUUGUUGUAGUAUCUGAGGAGGAAGUAGCGAUAACACGCGGUGGUGGAUACAAUAUAGAAUUUCUACAUUUUAGUAAAUGUAAUAAAGUAACUUCAAGAAGGACAUGUAAAGUGAAAACGAAAUAUGACUCUAUAUCUUUAAAAGAUGAUAAACAGUUUGUAGUAGGGACUUAUGAUGAAACAAGACCUGUUCGUAUUUUAUCAUUGACAGGAAAGGAGCAUGAUUUUAGUGUUAACUUUCAAAACAAGACAUAUCCGAUAGGCACUAGUGAUUGUACUUACAUAAAGAGCAGCGACAAAGUUGUGAUUACAGAUAGAUACGAGCAUACUGUCUACAUAUAUAAUAUCAAGACAGGCACGAGAGUCGUAGUGAAGGAUGAUCAUAUACUGGAACCAUGUGGUGUAGCAGUUGGCCCGUGUGAUACUAUCCUGGUGUGUUGUCGUACAACAAACACCAUUGUACAGAUAUCACAAACAGGUCAGAUAUUAUCAUCGUACAAGUUAGAUAUGACAUAUCCAUAUAGAGUAUGUGUCUCACGUGAUAAAUCAUUUCUUGUUGUUACAAAUAACUGUGUUGGAAAUAAGAAAAUGCAGAAAUUCAAAAUAUCAUGUUAG
Ruditapes philippinarum (Manila clam) is the source of this 1731-nucleotide messenger RNA. RefSeq lists its product as uncharacterized. NCBI's taxonomy places the organism in Eukaryota, Metazoa, Mollusca, Bivalvia, Venerida, Veneridae. The record is from RefSeq and is a predicted model, not a curated record. Gene Ontology annotation, molecular function: zinc ion binding. The transcript has a single exon. Bases 1 to 1731 code for a protein of 576 amino acids.